AACCACUUGAUACACCCACACAUAUGAAGGGAGCUUUUUCAUUACAAGCCGCUUUUGUGUCGGGGGCGGCGCGCCGGGUAUAAAAGCCCGACCGACCGAUGCAGCCCCACAUUCCUGCCUGUGAUCUCACUAGCAACACGCGCACUUAACUUUAACAAAUUUCCAAUAUGUCUUACUACGCAAACAACGAAUACAUCAUCGCGACAAACAACUCAAUGAACGAGAACAAAUACAACAGUGAGAAGAUGAAGAACAGCGGCCUGAAGGCGCUGCUGAAGCCUCUGAUGAAAAUCAUUAAGAGGACUACGAAGCGAGUUCCCGCCAAAUCACUCAACACGUGUUUCGAGGAGGACCAGAACUCUAGCAACGAGAUGCUGGAACGCAAGCUGUACGCUGAGGUGGAAUCCUGCCAAAACGCAGCCGCCUUCCUUGUUUACAACGAAGACUCCACUUGUGACGUCGUACCAGUAACCCCAGAAAACUUCUAUAUCCCUGUACAUUUCGCGAGAACCGACGCCGGCACCUUCUUCUGGACCACCGUUUCCAAACAAGAAGCUGACUUCGCAGAAGCACACUGCUACACCGAGUGCCAGACGGCUGAACAGCAACUCCCCGUCUUCCAAGACCGCUGGGUUCAAGCAUAAGUUCACAGCCAGAUAAAAUCAGUGUCUUCCAAUGAAACCAGUGUCUUGGUUUCUGUACCCGUCUGUGAUGUUAGCUUUAAUUUAAAUUUUACAAGGUGCCAUAUAGGGAUAAGUUAGGGUUAACUUUGCUCAAUCGUGAUAACUCCUCGAAAGCUUUAAUUGUAUUUCGAUUGUGUUGUGAUAUUUUUGAUAAUAUUUUGUAUUGUAUAAAUUAUGAAUACUUAGAUGUAGUGAGCUUAAUGUGAUCUUCCUUAAAUGAGCUUUAAUUGUUUUUAGGAUUAAUAAUUUAUAGACACUUGACUCGAUAUUGUGUCAAAUUUUUGAAAAUAAAAAUGAAUA
This is a messenger RNA of Amyelois transitella, 983 nucleotides long. RefSeq names its product enhancer of split malpha protein-like (gene E(spl)malpha). Gene Ontology annotation, biological process: sensory organ development; Notch signaling pathway. NCBI's taxonomy places the organism in Eukaryota, Metazoa, Arthropoda, Insecta, Lepidoptera, Pyralidae. The record is from RefSeq and is a predicted model, not a curated record. The coding region runs from base 168 to 644 and encodes 158 amino acids. The transcript has a single exon.